ACUCCCUCCUUCUCUCGACUUCCAGAGAGCAAAAGGAGCAGAGGAAAGCAAAUGAAAAAAAAAAAAAUUCUCUUUUUUCCCAAUAUUUUUUCCAACACAUUUUUGCACACAAUAAAAGGAGGCAGCAACUGGUUGGAUUGGAGCUUAGGGAAUUUCAUCAAAAAUUUUAACAAGGGACUAAUACUCUCAUUGAGGUGGCGGUCGGUCACCGCUGACAGCCAUGGCUGCCAACUGCUGACGCAAAGUUGCAGAAGAAUUAUCGCAGGAAGAAGAAAGCUUCUUCGUACAGGCUGCAUGUUCUUUUUCAAAAAAGUGACCACAGCAUGGUCAGAGAUGCAGAUAGUAAAUGCUUUGAAUUCUGAUGGACCUCAUACUGACAUCAUACUUGCGGAAGUCAACCUUCUUAUGGCGAAUGGUGCAGAAAUCUUGAGAUAUAUUAUGCACAAUAAGGACCUGCAACACAUUCCUGUGAUCAGAGGAGUGAAGUUCUACAGGGAUGCUGUUCAAAGAUUAGGCAGAUCAACAUAAAAUCACUGGAUGAAAAACAUGCCGAAGUUACUUUUUCCCGGCUCUAUUACUUUGUGAAAUAAUCGUCAUCUUAAUUAUUGCUACAAAUAUAAAGAUCUAUCCACAAUAACUUUAACUUAUGUAGUAAUGAUUGUAUUGAUUACUUCAGCCUCCAGAAUACAAAAACUUUCACUGCCAUGUGGACUUUGAUGUUUUAGGCCUGGUGAUUUUUUGGCCUUAGGUUGAAUACAAUAAUCAUUUAGGCGUCUCGAGUCAAUUUGUAACAUAAAGCAUUCUGAAAGCAGUAACAAGCUUUUU
Molecule: messenger RNA, 825 nt
Organism: Coffea arabica (coffee)
Lineage: Eukaryota; Viridiplantae; Streptophyta; Magnoliopsida; Gentianales; Rubiaceae
Source: RefSeq, a predicted model, not a curated record